AUGAUCAAGACAGAGAAGCCACAUCCAGAGCGCCGACUGCGAGGGGUCCUGGAGGAGCUGAGCAGUGGGUGCUUGCGCUUCGUCACCUUGGCUGAGAAGGAUCAGCACCACCCAUCCCGCACCAGGCUGGACAGGGAGAGGCUCAAAUCCUGCAUGCGGGAGCUGGAGAACAUGGGGCAGCAAGCCACGGCCCUGCGCUCACAGGUGAAGAAGAACACCAUGAAAGAGAAGAUGAAGCUGGUGCAAAACUUCCUGCAGAAACUCCGGUUCUUGGCAGAUGAGCCCCAGCACAGCAUUCCUGACAUCUUCAUCUGGAUGAUGAGCAGCAACAAGCGCAUCGCCUACGCCCGCAUCCCUGCCAAGGACAUCCUCUACUCCAUCGUGGACGAGGAGAUGGGCAAGGACUGUGCCAAAGUGAAAACCAUCUUCCUCAAGCUACCUGGGAAGAGGGGCUUUGGACCUGCUGGCUGGACAGUUCAGGCCAAGAUGGAGAUGUACCUGUGGCUGGGCCUCAACAAGCAACGCAAAGACUUCUUGAGUGGCCUGCCCUGUGGCUUCGAGGAGAAGAAGAUCACCAGAGGCCAAAACCUGCCAUCCUUCCCACCCAUCAGCCUCCUCUACACCAAGAAGCAAGUUUUCCAGCUGAGAGCCCACAUGUACCAAGCCAGGAGUCUGUUUGCAGCUGACAGCAGUGGCCUCUCAGACCCAUUUGCAAGAGUCUUCUUCAUCUCCCAGAGCCAGUGCACGGAGGUCCUCAAUGAGACCCUUUGCCCAACCUGGGACCAGCUGCUGGUCUUUGACAACGUGGAGCUGUAUGGAGAAGCCCACGAGAUGAGGGAUGAUCCCCCCAUCAUUGUCAUCGAGAUCUAUGACCAGGACACAGUGGGCAAAGCUGACUUCAUGGGCCGUACCUUUGCCAAACCCGUGGUGAAGAUGUCUGAUGAGCACUACUGCCCCCCACGCUUCCCCCCCCAGCUGGAGUACUACCAGAUCUACAGGGGCAACUCCACAGCUGGUGACCUCCUGGCUGCCUUCGAGCUGCUCCAGAUUGGCCCUGGAGGCAAGUCUGACCUUCCCCCCAUUGAUGGCCCAACAGAACUGGACCGAGGUCCCAUCCUGCCGGUGCCACUGGGGAUUCGGCCGGUGCUGAGUAAAUACAGAGUGGAGGUCUUGUUCUGGGGGCUGAGGGAUCUGAAGAGAGUGAACCUGGCCCAGGUGGACCGGCCCCGUGUGGACAUUGAGUGUGCUGGGAAGGGGGUGCAGUCAGCCCUCAUCCAGAACUACAAGAAAAACCCCAACUUCAGCACUUUGGUCAAGUGGUUUGAAGUGGAUCUCCCAGAGAAUGAGCUUCUCCAUCCCCCCCUCAACAUCCGGGUGGUGGAUUGCAGAGCUUUUGGGCGUUACACCCUGGUGGGCUCCCACGCCGUCAGCUCCCUCCGCAAGUUCAUCUAUCGCCCAGCGGAGAGGAAAGCCCAGCACUGGAACAUGACAGGGGAGAUCGUGGUCAAUAUGGAACCUGAGGUUCCCAUCAAGAAGAUGGAGACGAUGGUGAAGCUGGAAGCUAACUCUGAUGCAGUGGUGAAGGUGGACGUGUCUGAGGAAGAGAAGGAGAAAAAGAAGAAGAAGAAGAAAGGAGGAGGGAGGAGAAGAAGUAGAAGAGGAGAGCCAGAUGAGAGCAUGCUGGACUGGUGGUCCAAGUAUUUUGCUUCAAUUGAGACCAUGAAGGAGCACCUCCGGCAGCAGGAAGCGGCGGCAGCAGAGGCAGAGGAGAAGGAAGAUCUGGAGAUUGCAGAAGGCUUCAAGAGUCAGGUGAAGAACAAGGAGAAGUCCAAAGCACCCAAGGAGGACAAGAAGAAGAAGCAGCAGCCAGUCCCUGAGGUCCCAGAGAAGAAGAACAAGCAGAAGAUUGAGGAGCUGAAGGUCUUCAACAAAGAGCUGGAAACUGAGUUUGAUAACUUUGAGGACUGGCUGCACACCUUCAACCUGCUCCGUGGGAAGAUUGGGGACAACGAUGACAAUGCCACAGAAGAAGAGAGGAUCGUGGGGAGGUUCAAGGGCUCCAUGUGUGUCUACAAAGUCCCACUGCCCGAGGAGGUCACCAAGGAGGCAGGAUACGACCCCAACUUUGGGAUGUUCCAGGGGAUCCCCAGCAAUGACCCCAUCAACGUGCUGGUCCGGGUCUACGUGGUGAGGGCCACGGACCUUCACCCAGCUGACAUCAAUGGGAAAGCUGACCCCUACAUCGCCAUCAAACUGGGGAAGACAGACAUUAAAGACAAGGAGAACUACAUCUCCAAGCAGCUGAACCCUGUUUUGGAAGUGAGUUCCCUAUCCUUUGACAUUGAGGCCACCUUCCCCAUGGAGUCCAUGCUGACAGUGGCCGUGUACGACUGGGACUUGGUGGGCACCGACGACCUCAUUGGGGAGACCAGGAUUGACCUGGAGAACCGGUUCUACAGCAAGCACCGAGCUACCUGUGGGGUGGCACAGACCUACUCCAUGAACUACUUCCACCUGCCCUACUUUGAGAAGAAGCCCUGCAUCUACAUCAAGAGCUGGUGGCAGGACCAACGCCGCAGGUUGUACAACGCCAACAUCAUGGACAAGAUUGGGGACAAGCUGAGGAGGUGUCCCCACAAAAGGGAGCAGGAGCAGGGAGGGUUUGACCUCCUGGAGCACAGGGAUGAAGCAGUUUUGUGCCAGAGCCUCCUGCAUGGACUCAGCUAA
Molecule: messenger RNA, 2727 nt
Organism: Calypte anna (Anna's hummingbird)
Lineage: Eukaryota; Metazoa; Chordata; Aves; Apodiformes; Trochilidae
Product: otoferlin-like
Biological process (GO): plasma membrane organization; synaptic vesicle priming
Cellular component (GO): presynaptic active zone membrane; synaptic vesicle membrane
Molecular function (GO): calcium ion binding; AP-2 adaptor complex binding
Source: RefSeq, a predicted model, not a curated record